AUGAUAUCAAUAGGGAUAGUCUUGAUCAUAUUAAUACUGGCAUGUGUUAUUGGUAAUUUAUUGGUCAUUAUUGCUAUUUUGAUUGAACGUGAUCUGCGUAGUAGACCACAAUAUUAUUUGAUAUUCUCAUUAGCUGUUGCCGAUCUCUUGGUUGGUCUCAUUGUAACACCGCUUGGAGCGUGGUCAACCGUUCUAAGAGCUUGGACUCUUGGUGUGACACUGUGUGAUUUUUGGAUUAGUGUUGAUGUGCUCGUUUGUACAAGUUCAAUUUUGCAUCUUGUUGCUAUCGCACUGGAUCGUUACUGGAGUAUAACGGAUAUCUGCUAUGUUCAAAAUCGAACACCGCGACGAAUUUUCGGAAUGUUAGGAAGCAUAUGGAUUGUAUCGCUGUUGAUUUCAUUGGCGCCGAUCCUCGGAUGGAAAGAUGAGGAUUUCUUUGAUCGGGUCGAGAAACAACAAGUGUUUAGCACAGCAACUGCCUUUUACAUACCGCUAUGUGCAAUCAUUUGUAUUUACUAUAAAAUAAUGCGUGCUGCAACACGACGAUUCAAACGUGAACGAGACCGUAGAACGAUCAUCCACCGUAAUGGAAGCACUGAUUUGCUGAACAACCAGCAUCGUCUUCUUGACCCCAAAAAGAUGAGUGUUCCAACAGUGACGUUAUCACGGACAUCAUCAGCUGAACGAAAUCGCACUUCAUUAUCCAAAGCAAAUGGACAAAAAGUAGUGACAGAUGUUCAAUCGAAGGUGAUGGAAAGUAGUCCUGAUACGACAACUGAAGAGGAUCGAACUGCGAUGCCAUCUAACGGUCACUGCAUGGUUGAGACACGCAUCGACGAUCACGUAGCGACUCAUAGCAAACCGAUGUUGACACGUUUGAUAUUACCAAAGAAGAGGCGUUCAAAAGAAAGCAGUGAAAUGAAACGUGAGCGUAAAGCUUGGAGGACCUUAGCGAUAAUCACUGGAACGUUCGUUGCGUGUUGGACACCAUUCUUUCUCAUCUCGUUAUAUCGACCCAUUUGUCAGUGUCGUAUUCCGAUCCUUCUUGAGAGUGUUACCAACUGGUUGGGUCAGUUCUUCGAUCAUUCAUUUAUUCCAUCGUCACCACUUUAG
This is a messenger RNA of Anisakis simplex (herring worm), 1113 nucleotides long. The record is from the annotation of a GenBank genome assembly. Lineage: Eukaryota; Metazoa; Nematoda; Chromadorea; Rhabditida; Anisakidae.